Molecule: messenger RNA, 2086 nt
Organism: Paralichthys olivaceus (Japanese flounder)
Lineage: Eukaryota; Metazoa; Chordata; Actinopteri; Pleuronectiformes; Paralichthyidae
Gene: ostm1
Product: osteoclastogenesis associated transmembrane protein 1
Cellular component (GO): cytosol
Source: RefSeq, a predicted model, not a curated record
ACUGUAGAUGUUAUAGAUGUGGUCUGACUUCCAUGGCUCUGAUUCCUGUGUCUGAUGUUGAGAUCUCGCGAGAUGUCCCCCGCGGUCACAUGAUCCCGCUGGUGCUGAACCAGGAAGUGGCGGCUUGUUUAGAGAAGAGGAGCAGAUGACUUUUCAGACAUGUCUCUCUACAGAAGCUGCUCGUUCUGUGUUUUCCUGCUCACACACUUUCACUCCCUCGUGUCCUGCGACACACUGAACCUCACCGCUGCUGUAGAACCAGCGGACCGUCCCGCCCUCCACAGCUCCCCCGUGUUCAAGCCCGUUGUGUCGGACUCCCUCAACCUGCUCGCGUCGUUCCCGGAUGACCUGGAGGUCAGCGGCUACUGCAGGGAGCUGCUGGCCGUCUUCGGGGAGCGCUACGAUGCCUACGUGAAAUGUCUGGUUCCGGCGGCUCGACCCGUCCGAGUGUGCCAGAGAUGUUUCUCCAGCUACGGCAGCCUGACGGAAAUCUACACCAACAUCUCAUCGGACCAGAUGGGUCCUGGUAAUGUGAGCUGCAGCGAGAGUCUUCUGCGCAGUGAUCGACUGAUGCUGGUUUAUCUGCUGUACAGCAACCUGGAGGACCUGUGGGGUAUAUCAAACUGUAAAAAAUGUAUCACUGAUGGAUUUCAAAGCGUGACAAAUGACACGCAGUACUUCAUGGCAACCCUCAACCAGACUCUCACCUGUUUUCAGAAGUAUCAACAGGGGAAUCUCACAGAGCUGUGCAAAAACUGUAAGGACACAUACGGUGACCUGAACAAGCUCUACAGCAGAAUGGAGAAGGAUAAGAUUCUAUGUAUUGACAUAGAAGAUGCGAUGAAUGGAACACGCAAACUGUGGAGUAAGAAUUUCAAUUGUUCCUUGUCCCGCGAGGAGACGGUGCCUGUCAUCGCUGUGUCGAGCUUCAUGCUCUUUCUGCCCAUCAUCUUCUACUUGAGCAGCUUCCUUCACUCUGAACAAAAGAAACGCAAGCUCAUACACCCCAAGCGAGCGAAGUCGUACACCAGCUUGAUGAACAUUCAGGACAAACGGAGCUGAACAGGAGAGAAGAGAUGCACUGAAAUGAUUGACAGCAUUCCUUUAUCAAGUGUUACAACCCAGGAGUAGAUUUGACUCCUGUGUCUCGUGCUUGAGGCUCGAUGGACCUUCAAUGAACGUAGAGCCCUCGCCUGCAGCUUUACUGUUGUCUUCAGGGGGCGGGGCUCUGAAACCAAUCUGUAUUCAACGGACUUAAAUCAAUGAAACUUAAAAGUGAAAUGCACUGGAUUUAUCUUAUCGCACAAAAUGGACUGUGGGCACAUUAAACAUUUGAUUUCAUAUGCUUACAACCUUUUUCUGAAAGAUAUAAUAAUAAUAAUAAUAAUAAUGUUGGAAAGCAGGAAAUAGAAACAUACAGAACUCGGAUUUUCUCCGAUUAAAAAUAAGGAAACCGUCCACACACUGUGCUUGAGUCUGCCUCUUAACGCCAGAAUUAAUAAUCAGCUUUGUUUUGUGAAGUUUGUCAGGUUUAAACUUAUAUUUUGAGCAAUGGUGGUGUGUGCUGUCAGACAGGUGUCAUGAGAAAGUGAGCGGCUUGAAUGUUGUGUGCAUGUGUGUGUCUGUGCGGUUGAGCUAAUGUGUGCACGUGCGCUAUUUAUGGGUUUGGUAGAGAAAUGGGUUUUUCUGUCUCUAAUAUAUUUCCAGAAGAGAGCUACAAAAAGGAAGCACUUGAUGUCCAUUAGUGGUGACAUGUAUCUGCUGUAAGGAGAGGGACUCACAUGAGCUGGGUGGGUUAAUAAAGACGUAACACACAUAAUGUAAGAGCACUCUUUGACUGUGAUGUUACCUGUUUUCCAGGCAGUGUGUUUUUUUGUGGUUUCAUAAAGCUUGUAAUGUGCUUUGUUGUCAUUUCCUACUGAUGUUUAACUUAAUUUGUUAAGGGUUUGUGACUGCACGUGGCGGCAGAGUCUCUUCUAUGAGUUGAGUUGAUGAGUGUGCCUAUUGAAAAAAUGCAUUUGCUGUGAAGAAACCCUAAUUUUGAAUGCAUUUGCCCAAAUAAAUAUUUUUAUGUCAUGAGCAUUAA